GAACUGAGGAUGAAGAGCAUGGAUGAUAAUAUCCCUGCUGUGGUUUAUCCUGAUGUCCAGGAGUCAGUGGGUCCCCUGGUGGCACCCACCCCUCUCCGUCCAUGGCCCCAGAUGACACUUCAGGUUUCUGAAGUUACAGUGACUGGCAUCUCCCCAGAGGAAGGUGAUGUCCCCAGAAGCAGUCUACCUGUGGCUUUCACAGAGGUUCCCCAGGCACCGGCCAUCAGGAUUCUCCCCUCCUCCCCUCUCUGUGGCCUAGGUGGUUCCCCCAGGGACCAGGCCUCAGGGCCCGAUACGAAUGAGGGGGCAGCGGGGCCUCUCCUGGAACCCAGCCAGCAGCAGCUGGAGGCCACAUGGGAAGUAUCCAAUGAGAAUGGAGGGGGCCGAAAGGACUCCAUGGUGGGGGCUAUUAUGGAUGAGCCCCCUGGGGGUCUGGAGGUCAUGAGUGGGUUGGAGGAGUUGCUUGGCGAGGACACCAUUGACCAGGAGCUGGAGCAACUCUACCUGUCCCACUUGAGCCGUCUGAGGGCUGCUGUGGCUGCAGGUGGGGUGGGGGGUUGUGGGGAGGGCCCCACAGAUGGGAUGGUGUCCCCCAGCCAUCCCCUAGGCAUACUAACGGACCGUGACCUGAUCUUAAAGUGGCCUGGCCCUGAGCGGGCCCUGAACAGUGCCCUGGCUGAGGAGAUCACACUGCACUAUGCCCGGCUAGGGCGUGGUGUGGAGCUCAUCAAGGACACGGAGGACCCUGAUGAGGAGGGGGAGGGCGAAGAGGGGCUCUCUGUUAUACCUUCUGGCCCAGAAGAGGACACCCCCAAGGAAUCGCUUCCGGAAAUCCUCUCUGGGACCCAUUCUGUGGUAGCCACUAUGGGAGAUGUGUGGCUUCCGUGGGCAGAGGGCUCAGGAUGUGACAACCCUGUGGUUCUGGGUACAGAGGGCCAGUUCACUGGGGAUCCAAAAAAGGGAGUGGGUAAGGACACUAACUCUUUGCACAUUAAUAGGGUGAUAGCUGGGGUGACCAGCUCCCCAGGGGAGGCCAUGACAGAAACCCUCAUGGAGUUCACCACUGAGUGGGCAGACAGCUUGGAUCCUAUAUCUAGCAAGGAGUCCACUGCUCUAGUCCUUAGGCAGGGGCAAAAUCCCAGCCUCCUCAGUCCGUUGGGGUCUGAAGCCUGUCCUUCCAGCCUAGCCAGGCCCCACGUGAGCUCCCAGGAUGAAGAGGGUUCAGGUCCAAGUCUUGAGACCCAAAAGAAGUCUAAUGCCCUAGCAGCUCCUGCAGAAUAUGUGUGUGGAUUGUCUCCCCAGCUACGGGGGCCCUUGGUCCAGACUCUGGGGGUCCUAGCUGGGCUGGUGGUGGUCCCUGUGGCUCUGAACAGUGGUGUGUCCAUUCUGGUGCUUGUGCUGUGCCUCUCUCUGGCCUGGUUCUCAUAG
Molecule: messenger RNA, 1428 nt
Organism: Orycteropus afer afer
Lineage: Eukaryota; Metazoa; Chordata; Mammalia; Tubulidentata; Orycteropodidae
Source: RefSeq, a predicted model, not a curated record